UUCAAGUGCGACCAGUGUCCGCAGAGCUUCAAUCGUAAUCACGACCUGAAGCGCCAUAAGAGGAUUCAUCUUGCGGUUAAACCUUUCCCUUGCAUUUACUGUGACAAGAGCUUCUCGCGCAAGGAUGCCCUUAAGCGGCAUAGGCUCGUUAAAGGUUGUGGCAAGGUUGCAAAUAAUGCGGAAUCCAAACCGGAGAAGACCGGCUACCUUCCGAAGGUGGGUAGAGGUGAGAAAGAUCAGCUAGAGAACGAACGAGGGUAUCCAGUUAGUCCCUCGAGCCCAGUGUCAAGGCGAAGCACAGCGAGGUCGAAGCGGUCUGGAAAUGGAAGGCGUUCCUGCAUGCACAUGCAUUACACUAUCUCACAAGACAACACUAUCGAGGGAGCGACUCGGAACAGGGAAAAAUUCAUUGCGGUCAAGGACCGUCAGAGAGUGCUCCCGGCAAAGGGUCAGAGUACGCAAAAUGUGCCUGUGCAUUUGCGUACAUCUUUGGAACGCGAUCCGAGUCGGGCCCUGCCAGACUCGUCACAGAGUUCGCGAGUUUCCAAGGCGACGCUCCUGAGCUACGAAACGGAACUCAUGCUUCUUGAGCAGCAGAACAAGAAGCGCCUCCUCGCGGCUCGGAAAGAGGUAGCUUGA
Messenger RNA from Trematosphaeria pertusa, 639 nucleotides. RefSeq lists its product as uncharacterized. Gene Ontology annotation, cellular component: nucleus. The record is from RefSeq and is a predicted model, not a curated record. The annotation marks the transcript as partial. NCBI's taxonomy places the organism in Eukaryota, Fungi, Ascomycota, Dothideomycetes, Pleosporales, Trematosphaeriaceae. Gene Ontology annotation, molecular function: DNA-binding transcription activator activity, RNA polymerase II-specific; RNA polymerase II cis-regulatory region sequence-specific DNA binding. The transcript is spliced from 2 exons. Gene Ontology annotation, biological process: regulation of transcription by RNA polymerase II.